CCCCGCCAACCAGCGCAGACCAUCUCGUGCUUCACUUGACGCCUCAUCUCAUCGCAGCGUCGAGCCAUUGCUGUUCAAGAUGCCGGCCUACAACUCCGACUUCAACUCCGACCCCAACCCUCCUCGCCUCAUCGGCAACUUCCCCCUCCUCCCCCUCCGCACAAAGACGCGCGGUCCCGCCUACGUCCUGCCCUUCCCGUCACCGCCGCUGCCCGCCCACGAGUCUCCCGAAAUCGAGAGCGAGAGCUAUGACAUCCUGGACGAGGUCCUCCGCCUGUUCCGCGCAAACACCUUCUUCCGCAACUUCGAGAUCAAGGGUCCCGCUGACCGCCUGCUCGUCUAUGGAAUCUGGUUUGUGAGCGACUGCCUGCAGAAGAUUAAGCCCAAUGCCAGCGCUCGCGAUGCCGGCAAGGAGGUCAACAAUUUGGCGCUGGAUCUCAACUUUGCUAUUCCCGGAGACCCAGGAUUCCCCCUGAACCAGAUGUACGAACCCCCUCGAGACAGGCAGGACGCAGAGCAGCUCAAGCUGUACAUGGCACAAGUCCGACAGGAGCUUGCAUCCCGGUUACUGGCUAGAGUGUACGAGGAGGAUGAGUCCAAGCCCAGCAAGUGGUGGUUGAGCUUCACGAAGAGAAAGUUCAUGGGCAAGUCGUUGUAAGACAAGAGGAGUUGCUUGGUGGCAUUUAGACGGACAAUAUACUAUUUUACUGCAACUUGAGAGAGC
This is a messenger RNA of Trichoderma virens Gv29-8, 724 nucleotides long. RefSeq lists its product as uncharacterized. Gene Ontology annotation, biological process: regulation of actin filament polymerization; Arp2/3 complex-mediated actin nucleation. NCBI's taxonomy places the organism in Eukaryota, Fungi, Ascomycota, Sordariomycetes, Hypocreales, Hypocreaceae. Gene Ontology annotation, molecular function: actin filament binding. The record is from RefSeq and is a predicted model, not a curated record. Bases 80 to 658 code for a protein of 192 amino acids. Gene Ontology annotation, cellular component: Arp2/3 protein complex; cytoskeleton. The transcript has 3 exons.